GUUGUUGUAACAUAUUGCUCAAAAUAAAUUAUAAAUUCGACUAGAUAGAUAGCUUUGCACAACUGGUGACACACUGACGUCAUAAUGAAGACCGUGCUGGUUUCACUAAUCUUAUCAUCGUUUUUGGUCCUAAAUUUCCUUGGUUUUGUUGAAGGACACAAACAGAGUGACACAAGAUUGAAUGCCUUGGAGUCUUUGAUCUACAACAACGCGGAGGCCACAGUCAAACUGGAUUCUACAGCACUGAGACAACUCAUCCAAUUAUCGAGAACGGAUAAACCACGAGUGAGUUUUUCUGUUUAUGUUAAAUCGAAAGACCUGAUAAUAAGGAUUGGUAAUACUGCGAUUUAUGACGGGAUCCUGACGAACGAUGGAAAUGGAUAUGACGUCAGAACAGGAGUGUUCACGUGUCCUGUAGCGGGUACCUACAUGUUUGUUGUCGAUUGUCUCUCUCAUAAGCCAGCAUGGAUAGACAUUGUAAAAAACAAGACUGUGGUAGGAUCUGUUCACAUAGCAACUGCUAACGAUGGUCCAUCUUAUCAGCAGUUAAGUAGAACCGUCAUUGUAAAGGCAAGAAAAGGUGACCACGUUAAAGUAGUUGGUGGUUGGAAAAGCGGCUACGUCCACAAGGGUAACUACUCUGGUUUUUCAGGAACUUUACUGUACUGAAGAAGUAAUACAGAAAAGAAAUUGAAAAUUACAAGUCAUGAGAAUGGGGUAAUAAAUAAAAAGAUAUA
Ostrea edulis (European flat oyster) is the source of this 737-nucleotide messenger RNA. Its product is annotated as complement C1q-like protein 4. Gene Ontology annotation, molecular function: protein binding. Lineage: Eukaryota; Metazoa; Mollusca; Bivalvia; Ostreida; Ostreidae. The record is from RefSeq and is a predicted model, not a curated record. The transcript is spliced from 2 exons. The coding region runs from base 85 to 669 and encodes 194 amino acids.